GGCUCUUGACGUGGCGACGCUCGUUCUACGUGUCCAGGAGCCGGAGCUGCAGCAAGCACUCCGGUCGGAGCUGAAAGGGUCGGGGGGCUUCGGCCGAAGGAAAGGGACCAAGAGGUGGAUGACGGGGCGAGAGGAGGUUGCUAUUCUCUCGAUGCCCUCGGAGCAUCAUGCCACUCCUCUCCGUUGCUCGCUCAGUCGAGAGCCCUGCCAGCGAGAGAAAGUGAAAGCGAGAGAGAGAGAGAGAGAGGGAGGGAGGAGGUGUCCUCAGUGUGCACAUCAUCUCUGCCUCGGCCCGAUUUGCAAGUGGUCAAUCAUUGGGGCCUUACGCGUAAUUUGAUCUAUGGGUGGAAUCGAGUUCUUCGAUCGUCUCGGGCCCUGCGGAUUCGACAGUCGCUGCCGUCUGAGAGGGACGAGGAUCGAGCGCGGGAGUUUGGAUGGGGGGAUGGGACGGGAGGGAUCCGUGGAAAGUAGGUGGGCAGGUUUGUAAUCGAGGGCCCCGGAUGUUGAUGUGGCAUGCAAGUCGGGGCUAGGUUCGGAUAGGACGGAAACCGGGGCGAUGUUGUUGCUCCGACCACCUAGAUCCUCGUCAUGAGGUCUGAGAGUGAGAGUGGAAGUAGGCUGGGACGGUCGGGGUUGAGUAGGGAUGUGAGUGAGUGCGUGGGUGUAGGUGGCAGUCAAUGGGGUUACAUUGUACUGUGAUUUCAUGUAUUUUUAAUGUUGGACAUUUGUCGCACGGCGAAGUUGCCGAUUUUGAAGGUGUGCUUGUCGUAGUCGCUGGAGUGUUGCAGUCGGGUGACAUGUGUGGAGUAGGUUUCCUCGCAACAAUGUUGCGUUCGUCCUCAUUCUUUGUCGUCUGAGUUGGUCUUGCUUUUCUCAUAUCUCCGUUCUGGGAUUAGGCACUGUGGACUGUUCGGAGCCACUCUCCCGAGUAACUGGUGGUAAGAGUUAUGAUCGUAUCAUGUGUGCGUCUCAUCGCUCGGGAAGCUUUUUUUCUCCCUUCCCAUUCAAUCAGACGGUUCUGGCUCCCACUGUGUCAGUUGGUCUUACCAGUAGAUCUGUUUUUUUGUGCUUCAUGUGAACUAUCGGCAGUCCCUCCGUUUUCUUUUUUGCAUCCAUGUGUCACAGGAGCUCGCCCACUCAGCCACACAUGUUUGUACGACAGCCACGGCUAUUCGUGUUCAGAUGUCACUCUGUGUCGAUCUCACGGAAUUGAGAAUUGUCGCACUCCGCAGUCGACCUCUGGCCGUACAUUUAAAUCGUCUUCGCCAUCCUUGCUGGAGCAGUGAUUUGGACCUAACGAUGUUCUGCGUAUUUGGUAGCUGUCGUUGGUUGCAGUAUUAAACUGGUCACAGAGGAGUGAAGAGGCGACCGAGGUCUUUCCAGGCAUUGCAUUUUCAAGUCCGCAGCGAUGGCGUUGGACAGAGCUUGGUUUAACCCGGUCAUUCUGAAUCCCAAGGCAUUGCCGGCCUUGCUGCACCCCGUGCCCAAGGAUAAUCCCCACAGGACUGACGUUGUGGUGGAUGAAGGGCCUUACGGUACUCAUGACGAGUUCAUGGCUUGUCCUCCCAAAGUUCCGCACAACUUGAGAAAUGACGACAUAGACAAGUCGAUGCCCAGAUGGACCAUCAAAGAGCCAUUGGAUCCUCUGACACUCGACAAACCAUACCCGCAAAUAUGGCUUAUAGGCGAGGAGGUGAAGACGAAGAAGAAGGGUGCAAAUAUGGAAACGAAUCGGCAUACAAAUCCCUUGGAUCCGAAGUAUAUACUGCCGUCUGGAGAGUGCUUGCUGCCGGCCGGCAACUCAGAUUUCUUCUCCAACAGAGUGAGCAAUCCGAUGGACUGUAGUGACAUCGAAGGCGCAAAGCCCGAGGCCUUCAGCAAGCGACCAUACAGGGAAUGCUGUGGAGAGUGUGAAAUAGAUCCGAAGACUCGCCCAGCCAAACUCACUCACACGAGGGAAAAGUGUAACAUCGGAGGAUGCUUGAAUUUGUUUGACAUCAGCCUUGGGAAAAAACAUUUCGGGUUUAUCAGAUAUCCACAAUCCAAUCCAUGCGACCCGAUUUACCCGACUGAACCUCACGAGACACCGCAUAUGAAGUAUAAAAGACUCAAGAAGGCCGUCCUACCGCCCCACAAAGAGAAGUCGAGUGUAGCCGAGAGGGCUCUCGAUGUUAUGUAUUGGAAAGCGGAGCAGCUGCCAGAUGUAUGCAGACGAUACGGAAACCUUUACUCGGGUUGUGUGGAUUACGAGGGAUUAAGGAAAAGCUUAGAGCAAUUUGGACUGAAUCUCAACGACAAGGAUUAUGCCAGACUCCUUCGUUUUGCAGAUAAAGAGGGAAGAGGUGUGGUAAAUGCAAGGGACUUCGCGGCGCAAUUGAGGCACAAUGAUGGUUUGGAAGUGGACCAGGCACACAAACUUGGUUACAACCUCGGGGUAAACUGGGGGCACUUCAAGUACGCAGCUCAAAAGCCUACGUGCAUGGGCCAAGGUUGUGCAGUCAUCGUCGAAGACAAACCGUCGGGUUGCAAGAAGAUUGUUUGGGCUGAUAAUGAGCAGAAGUACAAUCCGUUCACGGGAGAAAUGCUCCCAUAUCAGAGACCAGCCAUGAUGUCUACUGGAAAUUCGUUUCAGUACAAUCUUGCAGAGAUCCAAGCCGCGAUGUUUUUGAAAGACAAAGAGAAGAAUUACUACAUCCCAGGCCCUUACAUUCCCAGAGGAUCCAUACCCGUGACCCAUUCAUGUGCAAUUUCGAAGUCUUGUACACUGCCGCAUGUUUUCAUGGAAGGAACAUCAUCUCAUCCCGAAGGUGCUCAUCAUGACCAUGUUCAUAAGCAUUCACCCGAGCCGCGAGGUUCGCAGUUUCUCGCACCAGAAUUCUUAAUGCAAGCUCUUCCGCAAGCGCCUGAACAGCGGCCACAGAAAGUCUCCUUCCAGGUCCCACUUCCUGUGGAAAUGGGCGGACGAGCAUCUCUUUUAGACACUGCCAAAGGUGUAGGUGCUGUUGUACGAAAGGCCUCGAUAGAAGGGCGGAAGCUUUCUGAAGGUUUCAUCAAAUUACCAUCACUAACAGCGAUCAACUCGGUUCCUAUACCUGUGAACAAUGAUAAAGGCGAUGAGGUGAAGUGGAGGCGUGUGGAGCCCCCAAAACAGCCGAGACAGCCUUAUGUCUCUUACAGAGAACGAGUGAAAACAUCUCACCGAACUGCAGAUAUUGAGGCCGUAAAGAGCCUGAUUUUGCCCUAAGUGGACACUGACCACUUCUUUUAUCUUGCGUUGGUUCUUACAUCACCUCUUCGCCGACUCGAGUCGACUGAAGAAUUGAUCGGUUGGAGGUGCUUAGCUGCGGAUUUGUGUUGACAAUGAUAAUGUUGCACCAUUAACAAUGUCUUACCACUGAAUUCAAUCACUUGAUCAUACUUGAAAAGGUAAGGGCUCAGCUUCUCACUAUGUAGUUACUGAACUUGGCAUCUUUAGUGCUUCAGUGGUGUCCUAAGGAGUCGACAAACCUAGCACUUGGUCUUAUAUCCUUGCUUGAUUGCAAAGGAUAUCCGAUUCACUUGAAGAUGCUGCGUACAGACUGUAUCGAAGGGUGAGCCAAUACGUGAACUCAGACGCGAUGAAAAUCACUUCUACAUUUGUUCUGAACGGCAAUUGUUUAACAAAAUCAGCUGUCCGGAGGAAGAAACUGGACGCAAUCUUUAUGCCGUAAGGAUGCGGAACUCCCUGUAUCACAUAUUCACUAAGAAAUGAAACUUUUGCACUGAUGACUCUCUUUGUCAAUACACGUGUCAACCUUUCUUCGUGUAGACCGCUCCAUUAGUCUGUGGGCUUCGUGAAACGUGCCUGUAGCUAGUUGCCACGAUUGUUGUGUAGGAGAUCUAUGUCUUCGCUGAGCAACAUGAUGUCUCAGGAAGUUGGACCUUGGCAUUCUCUCGAUGUCGAUAUGAAAUAAAGAUAUGAAGACUGG
Molecule: messenger RNA, 3968 nt
Organism: Marchantia polymorpha subsp. ruderalis
Lineage: Eukaryota; Viridiplantae; Streptophyta; Marchantiopsida; Marchantiales; Marchantiaceae
Source: the annotation of a GenBank genome assembly